Messenger RNA from Scatophagus argus, 3954 nucleotides. RefSeq names its product activin A receptor type 1Ba (gene acvr1ba). Bases 139 to 1638 code for a protein of 499 amino acids. NCBI's taxonomy places the organism in Eukaryota, Metazoa, Chordata, Actinopteri, Scatophagidae. The record is from RefSeq and is a predicted model, not a curated record. Gene Ontology annotation, molecular function: ATP binding; activin receptor activity, type I; activin binding. Gene Ontology annotation, biological process: activin receptor signaling pathway; protein phosphorylation; nervous system development. The transcript is spliced from 9 exons. Gene Ontology annotation, cellular component: plasma membrane; activin receptor complex.
CAGGCUGGCUGGCUGGCUGGCUAGUAUUUGGCGGUGCGGUGAGUGCGGUCGGUCUGUGGUUGUGUUUCAGGUCUGCUCGUGUUGAUAACGACACACUUCGGACGCAUUUCGUCGCGGAGAGAUGGCAAUUCAGAAGAAAUGGCUCUAAAACAAAUUGUCCUAACGCUGCUGGCCCUGGCCGGGUUGGUGGCUGUUGGUAAUGCUCUACGUUGUAACUGCACAAAUUGCGAGAAGACGGGCUAUGAGUGUGAGACAGAUGGCGCCUGCAUGGCCUCCACAUCUAACAUCCAUGGGAAGGAGCAACACAUACGGGUCUGUAUCAACCGAGACCGUCUGGUCCCCCCUGGACAGCCCUUUUUCUGUCUGAGCGCUGAAGGCCUGCUCAACACACAUUGCUGCUAUGAAGAUUACUGCAACAGUAUUGACCUGAAAGUCCCUGUCCCAACAAAGGAGGGGGACUGGUCAGGAUCAGGAAGCUCCUGGGGGCCAGUGGAGCUGGUGGCAGUCAUCGCAGGGCCGGUGUUCCUUCUCUGUGUGCUGCUGAUGGUUGGCGUGUUCCUGUUCCAGUAUCAUCAGAGAGCUUACAGCCACCGGCAGAGGCUGGAGGUAGAGGACCCAUCCUGUGACCAUCUGUACUUGGCCAAGGACAAGACCCUGCAGGACCUCAUCUAUGACAUGUCCACCUCAGGAUCAGGCUCUGGUUUACCCUUGUUUGUGCAGCGGACGGUGGCUCGGACCAUUGUGCUGCAGGAGAUAAUAGGAAAGGGUCGCUUUGGUGAGGUGUGGAGAGGGAAGUGGAGGGGAGGAGAUGUGGCUGUGAAAAUCUUCUCAUCCAGAGAGGAGCGCUCCUGGUUCAGAGAGGCUGAAAUCUACCAGACAAUCAUGCUUCGUCACGAGAACAUCUUAGGAUUCAUUGCAGCAGAUAAUAAAGACAAUGGCACAUGGACUCAGCUGUGGCUGGUGUCAGACUAUCAUGAGCACGGUUCUCUUUUUGACUACCUGAACCGCUACUCCGUCACCAUCGAGGGCAUGAUCAAACUGGCGUUGUCAGCUGCCAGCGGCCUGGCACAUCUACACAUGGAGAUCCUUGGCACUCAGGGUAAGCCUGGCAUUGCUCACCGUGACCUCAAGUCUAAAAAUAUCCUGGUUAAGAAGAACGGCAUGUGUGCUAUAGCUGACCUCGGCCUGGCUGUGCGCCACGAGUCCAUCACAGACACAAUCGAUAUAGCCCCCAACCAGCGCGUGGGCACUAAGAGGUAUAUGGCUCCAGAAGUCCUGGAUGAAACCAUAAACAUGAAACACUUUGAUUCCUUCAAGUGCGCAGAUAUUUACGCGCUAGGCUUGGUGUACUGGGAGAUUGCACGUCGCUGCAACGCAGGAGGUAUCCAUGAGGAGUACCAGUUGCCCUACUACGACCUCGUACCCUCUGACCCAUCCAUAGAGGAGAUGAGGAAGGUGGUGUGUGACCAGAAACUGAGACCCAAUGUGCCCAACUGGUGGCAGAGCUACGAGUCACUUCGUGUUAUGGGGAAGAUCAUGAGGGAGUGCUGGUAUGCCAAUGGAGCAGCCAGGCUGACAGCCCUGCGCAUCAAGAAGACCCUGUCUCAGCUCAGCGUGGAGGAGGACGUCAAGAUGUGAGCGGCCAGUCGGCGUUAAAAAGGCGCGCUGGAGACGCACAACCACUCCCAUAGGAAAUAAACACUAAAGACAGACUGCAAAUAAACCCUGCCAGUUUUAAAGCCACACUCCAAGUUGUGACGAGGCCUACCUCACCUUUUUAGCCAAAACUACUGAGAGUCACCCUUCCCUUCUUGACCUUUCUCUCCCCUCCUGCCUCCCUUUGUACCUCAUGUCUCCUCCUUGUUCCCCUCGAUCCCCCUUCUCCAUGGGCCACAACACUACAGCACUACCACUGUUAAUAUCAUCACGUUCAACUCUUCUUUUUUUUCUUUUUAUUUUUAUCUCCCAUGGCAGGAAUUAUUACUAUUGUACAGUGAUGGGAUUUUUUUUUUUUCUUUUUUUUUUACCUCUUUGAAAUCUGUCCCAUGACAGACUAACCUUGUCCAGAAGAGUCAGGAACGUUGUGGGUUUUAAGUUAAAGAACAGUAAUUUUCUGUUGGCCAUGUAACAUCACAUUCUGUGUGUGUGAGUGUGUGUGAACGAGUGAGAAAGAGGCUGAAGCACUGUUUCUGGCUGAGUGUGUGGUGUCUGGACUACUAGCAUGUUCUCUGGUAUAGGUUGUAGUUCAUUAGACAAAACCAGUAAUGGGACAUUUGGUAAUUAAGCAUGAACAGCCCGAUUUAGCUUUUUAAUCCCUCACUUGAAUAUCCUACAGACAGAAAUUAGUUGCACUCAACUGUAGCUUCCUCAUCACGUGUGACACCUGCAGGUAUCGUAUAUCGGAUGUGGUCCAGUCCAGGUGUCGUUUGAAAUGUGGCAGGCAUAAUGUUUGGGUUGGUUUUGACUUUUAUUUAUUUGUCGAUAGUUUUUAUUUCAUAUUGAUGAACACUGUGAGAUGAGAUGUGACAACAAGCCAGAGUCUUGACAUGAAAAUUAACGUCAUAGUUCAGUUCGAGUCUUCACCCCCGUUCUGACAUUAAGUUUAAGGGUUUGUUGCGUUCAUUUAAUAAGAUACUGGGUGCAAAUGUGGAUGUAGCCAUGACCCUGUUGGUGACAGACAAGAACAUCAUGCACACUGAGCAAAUAAGAGGCGUAUGAAAUGGCAAUGAAAAAUACUGGGUUUUUUUUCCCUUUUUGUUUGUUUGUUUGUUUUAUGUAAAGACAUCAUGGUGGGUGUUUUCUUUUGACUUUGACAUUAGACACUACUGAUGAUGGGUACAUAUGAUUUGUAUAUAAUUCAUGCAUUUCUUUUCCUUCUGAUUUUUUUUUUUUUAUUCUAUUUUAUUUUAUUUUAUUUUUUUUGGUUGUUGUUGCUUGAAUGGUACUUUGAGAAAUCUGUCGUUUGAUCUGUCUGCAUGGUUACUAACUGUGCCAGGAAAUAGACUGUGUCAUCUGCUGGAAUAUGUUUUUAAACUUGCUCCUCUUAUGGCAUUUUGGUGGUACUACUGAUCCCAGAUAAUUUUGCUGCAACUUCUGUUAUUUUUAAUGUGUAAUUGUUGGAAUGGUUUGUUGGGUUCUUUUCAGAGCUCAGUAAUGCAGAUCUGUUUCUACAUGUCCUCCAGGGUGACAUCUCUUUUUCAUUGACACUGGAAUACUUAGGAGCAUCGUGUAACCUUGAAUUCUGAUACUGCCAAUAGUUAUUUAUUCAGAAAUAAAAGACAGCUGCUGACAGUUGACACACAGGGAACAUACAGUUAGAUGUGAAAAGUAGUUGAGGUGCUUUACCUUCAAAGACUGUCAUGCUGUAAGUGAAACUGCAUGUUUCUACUUUGUCGACUGCGUCUUCAAGAUUGUCUGCAGACAAAACUAUGAAAGUAUUACACUGACAUUUGUCACCAUUGGGCUCUGCACUGUUAAUGUCCACAUGGACUUUAGUUAGUGUUAGUUAAUGUCAUCACUUGAUCCAGAAUCCAUGUCAUGUUAGUAUCCAUGUUGCAUGCUGUCUCUAAAACUGGGUCCUCUGCACUGAGGUAGAUGAACUUAAGACUUGUCUUUCCCUCUUCCCUCUACCUGUUGUUGUUUUCUUUCUCUCUUUAUGUUCGGGUCGUUGGCCGAGUACCCCAGAAAUGUUGCUGCUACUGAUAACAUGGGUAGAAGUUCAGCAGACAGAUCGCAGAAGGAGAGCCGGGAAGGGGAAAUGGGAGGCUGCUGUCAGUCGAACCAAAAUUGUCAAAACACUCCUGUCCAUGUUUGGUUUGUUGCCAUGGGUAUAUGACCAUCAGACAUCCUGUUCAUAAGUAAUACUUCAAGAUUUCAAAUCAUGUUGUGAAAAUCUUUUCAGAAUUAGUUGAAAAGUGUAUAUAGAUGAUAUACAAUAAAUUCCUCUUUUUCUUA